Saitoella complicata NRRL Y-17804 is the source of this 1788-nucleotide messenger RNA. RefSeq names its product putative siderochrome-iron transporter. The record is from RefSeq and is a predicted model, not a curated record. The coding region runs from base 1 to 1788 and encodes 595 amino acids. Lineage: Eukaryota; Fungi; Ascomycota; Saitoellomycetes; Saitoellales; Saitoellaceae. The transcript has 2 exons. Gene Ontology annotation, molecular function: transmembrane transporter activity. Gene Ontology annotation, biological process: transmembrane transport.
AUGGGAUUCAGAGAUUUCCUGCCAAAAAAUGCUCAGGAUUCUACCGAUCUAGUGAAUGGGAAGGCUGAUCAGGCAAGUGUCUCCGUUGAGGCAAAGGACAGUUCCUCGGUGGAGCAGGAUGACGGCAAGGUCACCGAUGAGUACCAACCUGGUGUGAAGAAGACGGAGGGUAUGGCACUCGUCUGGACCCGUGGUUCCCUCAUCGGUGCUUACGUUGGUAUCUACCUCGUCUUCUUCUUCACCUCCCUCCAAUCUCAAACCACAAACAACCUGACAACCUACGUCUACUCCUCCUUCUACUCCGCUCCCCUCGUCACCACCGCCUCAAUCAUGUCCUCCAUCAUCGGUGGUGUCCUCAAACUCCCAAUCGCAAAGAUGAUCGAUGUAUGGGGUCGUGCGGAAGGGUACCUCGUCAUGGUCGGCCUCACAGUCAUCGGACUCAUCCUCAUGGCGACAUGUAAGAGUCCGGAGCAGUAUGCCGCUGCUCAGGUCUUGUACUGGGUUGGAUACGAUGGUAUCUCCUAUAUCUUGGACGUCUUCAUCGCGGAUACCUCAUCCCUCCGUAACCGAGCCCUCAUGUUCGCGUUCUCCACCUCCCCUUACAUCUGCAACACCUUCGCCGGACCAGCAUUGGCUCAGGCUUUCUACAACCCGCUCGUGACCAACUCCGGUCCCGGAUGGGAAUGGGCCUUCGGUGCUUUCGCCUUCAUCAUCGCUGGUAUCUGUACACCGUUGUCGGUUAUCAUGAUCUACUACCAACGCAAAGCCGAAAAACUCGGUGUCUACAAGCGUGACACCUCCGGCCGCACGACAUGGCUCCAAGCCGCAAAGUACUGGUUCAUCGAGUGGGACGUCAUCGGCAUCAUCCUCAUCUCCGCCGGCUUCGUCCUCUUCCUCCUCCCCUUCUCCAUCGCGAACUACGGCCUCAACACCUGGCAAUCCGCAGAAAUCAUCGUCAUGAUCAUCGUCGGUGCUGUCACACUCAUCGCAUUCGGACUCUACGAGAAAUACCUCGCGCCCAAGUGUUUCAUUCCCUGGGAACUUCUCAACGACCGUACCGUCCUCGGAGCAUGCAUCCUCGCCGCUUCGCUCUACGUCUCGUUUUACUGUUGGGAUCUUUACUUUUACGCUUACUUACAGGUCGUGUUCGGACUCUCCGUUAAGGAGGCUGGAUACCUCUCCAACACCUACAACAUAGGUUCCUGCUUCUGGAGCAUCAUCGUCGGUAUCCUCGUCCGCUGGACUAAUCGUUUCAAGUGGCUCGCGAUGUGUGCGGCUCCGCUCAUGAUGCUCGGUGCGGGUCUCAUGAUUCAUUUCCGUCAGCCGGAUGUGAAUAUUGGAUAUGUUGUCAUGUGUCAGAUUUUCAUUGCAUUUGCCGGUGGAACGCUUGUUAUUUGUGAGCAGAUGGCUGUUAUGGCUGCGGCGUCUCAUCAGCAUGUUGCUGUCAUGCUCGCUUUUGUUGGUCUCUUUUCGUCUGUUGGUGGUGCUAUUGGUGAUGCCAUCGCUGGUGCGAUCUGGACGAACACCCUCCCCAAGGCUCUCGAGGCUGCGCUUCCUGACGAUUUGAAGAAUAUGACCAACACCCUCUAUCUCUCCACCACCACACAGUUGUCCUACGACUUCGGUACCCCAGAGCGUACCGCCAUCAUCGAUGCUUAUGGUGUCGCUCAGAGGAGGAUGUGUAUCGCCGCUACCUGUGUCCUCGUUAUUGCAUGGGCUUCCAUCUUCAUCUGGAGGGAUAUCCAUGUUGACAAGAAGAGGCAAGUUAAGGGUGUCGUUAUUGGAUAA